This is a messenger RNA of Melanotaenia boesemani (Boeseman's rainbowfish), 704 nucleotides long. RefSeq names its product cannabinoid receptor interacting protein 1a (gene cnrip1a). Gene Ontology annotation, molecular function: type 1 cannabinoid receptor binding. Gene Ontology annotation, cellular component: plasma membrane. NCBI's taxonomy places the organism in Eukaryota, Metazoa, Chordata, Actinopteri, Atheriniformes, Melanotaeniidae. Gene Ontology annotation, biological process: negative regulation of signaling receptor activity. The transcript is spliced from 3 exons. The coding region runs from base 77 to 565 and encodes 162 amino acids. The record is from RefSeq and is a predicted model, not a curated record.
UCUCCUCCUCCUCAGCAUCUUCCUCCAGCUCGGAGCGCUUCCUGACCCCCCGCUGACGGAGCAGCAUCCCGGGACAAUGGACGACGUCCCCUCCAUCAUCAACAUCUCCAUCGCGCUGUUCAUCCAGCCGAACGACGGACCCGUUUUCUUCAAGGUGGACGGGACCCGGUUCGGCCAGAGCCGGACCAUCAAGCUGCUCACGGGCUCCAAGUACAAGAUCGAGGUGGGGGUGAAGCCCGGAACCGUCGAGGCCACCAACAUGAACAUCGGCGGCGUCGUCUUCCCUCUGGAGCAGCAGUCCCGGGACGAGGAGUCGGUGGUUUAUCACGGCCGCUACGACACCGAGGGCGUCCCGCACACCAAGAGUGGAGACCGACAACCUGUGCAAGUCAGCAUAGAGUUCAACAAGGCGGGAACGUUUGAGACGGUCUGGCAGGCCAAGUACUACAACUACUACAAGAGGGAGCACUGCCAGUUCGGCAACAAGUUCAGCAACAUCGAGUACGAAUGCAAACCCAACGAGACCCGAACCCUGAUGUGGAUCAACAAGGAGGCGUUCAACUGAGCGCUCACGGCGAGGGAGGAGCGUUCACGGGGAGGGAGGAGCGUUCACGGUGAGGGAGGAGAACUCACGGCGAGGGAGGAGCGUUCACGGGGAGGGAGGAGCGUUCACGGGGAGGGAGGAGCGUUCACGGGGAGGGAGG